GCAGCGUGACUGGCGGCCGCCGCAGCGAGCUCCGGAGGCGCGGGCCGAGCGAGCGCGCAGAGCCGGGAGGCGGCGGCUGGUGGCGUCGGCCGCGUGGUCCUCCUCCGCGCCCCUCCCCUGGCGCUCGCGCUGCCUGCGCCCGGGAAGCCGCCGCUGCUCGCUGCUGGCUGGCGCGGGGACCGGCGCGGACGCGGGGGCGAAGGGAGCGCGGACGGCACAGCUGCCCAGGAGUCGCCGAGGGGACCCCGGCCUGAGCGCAUCCAAGUGAGGGCUGCACCCGGUCAGCCACAGCCUCGGGAGCCUCCCCUCCUGCUCCCCACUGCACGCGCCGUACAGCCAUGAACACCAACGACGCCAAGGAGUACCUGGCCCGGAGGGACAUUCCUCAGCUUUUUGAGAGCCUGCUGAAUGGCUUGAUGUGUUCCAAGCCAGAAGACCCUGUAGAGUACUUGGAAACGUGUUUACAGAAAGUCAAAGAGCUAGGAGGCUGUGACAAGAUCAAAUGGGACACAUUCGUCAGCCAGGAAAAGAAGACGCUACCACCGCUAAACGGAGGACAGUCGCGAAGAUCCUUCCUCCGAAAUGUCAUGCCUGAAAAUUCAAACUUUCCAUAUCGGCGGUAUGACCGGCUCCCUCCAAUCCACCAGUUUUCCAUAGAGAGCGACACGGACCUGUCCGAGACCGCGGAGCUGAUAGAAGAGUAUGACGUUUUUGACCCGACUAGACCUCGGCCGAAAAUCAUUCUUGUCAUAGGUGGUCCAGGGAGUGGAAAGGGUACUCAGAGUUUGAAAAUCGCAGAGCGGUAUGGAUUCCAGUACAUUUCCGUGGGAGAAUUAUUGAGGAAGAAAAUCCACAGUGCCAGCAGCAACAGAAAAUGGAGUCUGAUCGCCAAGAUAAUCACCAACGGGGAGCUGGCCCCACAGGAGACAACAAUUACGGAGAUAAAACAAAAACUGAUGCAAAUACCGGAUGAAGAAGGCGUUGUUAUUGAUGGAUUCCCAAGAGAUGUUGCCCAGGCUCUGUCUUUUGAGGACCAGAUCUGCACCCCUGACCUGGUGGUGUUCCUGGCUUGUGCCAACCAUAGGCUCAAGGAAAGAUUACAGAAGCGUGCGGAGCAGCAGGGGCGGCCAGAUGACAACCUGAAAGCUACCCAGAGGAGACUAGUGAACUUCAAGCAGAACGCCACCCCGCUAGUGAAGUACUUCCAGGAGAAGGGGCUCAUCAUGACUUUUGAUGCUGACCGAGAUGAAGAUGCAGUGUUCCAUGACAUCAGCAUGGCUGUCGACAACAAGUUGUUUCCAAACAAAGAGGCUCCGACGGAUUCAAGUGACCUUGACCCUUCUGUGAUGUUUGAUGCUGGAGAGGUUAUUGACACAGGAUCAGAUUAUGAUAACCAGGACGAUGAUCAGCUAAAUGUAUUUGGAGAAGACACCGUGGGAGGCUUCAUGGAGGAUUUGAGGAAGUGUAAAAUUAUUUUCUUGAUGGGUGGCCCAGGCUCUGGCAAAGGCACCCAGUGUGAGAAGCUAGCAGAAAAAUAUGGAUUUACCCAUCUCUCCACGGGUGAGCUCCUGCGCAGGGAACUAACCUCAGAGUCAGAAAGAAGCAAACUGAUCCGUGACAUCAUGGAGCGUGGAGACCUAGUGCCCUCGGGUGUCGUCCUGGAACUGCUGAAGGAGUCCAUGGUGGCCAGCCUGGGCAACACCAAGGGCUUCCUGAUUGACGGCUACCCCCGGGAAGUGAAGCAAGGGGAAGAGUUUGGACGAAGGAUCGGAGAGCCACACCUGGUGAUCUGCAUGGAGUGCUCGGCAGACACCAUGACUGACCGCCUUCUGCAGCGAAGCCAGGGCAGCCAGCAUGGGGACGACAGCGCCAAGAGCAUUGCCAAGCGCCUGGAGGCCUACCACCGAGCAGCCAUCCCUGUCAUUGCCUACUACGAGACGAAAACACAGCUCCAGAAGGUAAACGCAGAGGGAACACCAGAUCAAGUUUUUCUUCAGCUCUGCACAGCUAUUGACUCUGUUUUCUGAAGGAGAAAAUGCACGUGUUAAGUGGAAACAGAAACACACGCAAUUCACGCUUCACACGUUCUGUUUUGUCCUCAUCCGCAACCAUCCUAGCUGGCCGCUUCCUCCCCGGCUCAUCUCCUGUGAGAGGCUCUGGAAAGCAUGCAUGGUAUCCGUCGGAUUGUCCACCUUUCUCUCGUGCUGACAACUGUCCCCACUCUGGCACCUGUUUUUGGAUGGAAGGGCAGUGUGGGAUUGGCUUGUUCCAGCUGUGCCCAGGGCCAGCUGGAGUCUCAUCACAGGGCCAUCAUAGCCCUGUCUCCACCACAGCUUCCUCCUUAUGUGGGUUGUUAGCAUGGACAAGCUUGGACACCUCAUCUGGUACUGGCUGCUUCUCCAGUUCCCAUCCAUGUGAGGGCCCAGAGCCCUAGCGGGACUUUUAAAUACCCUAUGGAACACAAGGUACCAACCCAGUAGUACCUGACAGGAAUAUUUCAAAAUAUUGACAUUGUCGAGCUUCUCUUCGAGAGUAAAACUGGACAAUCAGCCCCACUCACUUUUGGGACACUAACUACGUGGAACAGUGUCAUAAAAGCUAACAACUCUGGCCACCUGCACAAGCCGCUCUCCUCUCCACAAGGCAAUUAUGUAAAUUAGUGCCAGAGACCAGAAAUAAUUUAAAAGUAUGAGAGAUGAUUUGUUUCUUCACUCACUGGACAAAACCAACGUGUAGUUUUGAUCUGAGACAAUUACUCCCUGACAUACUGCCAAGUAAAAAGAGAGGAACAAUAUCUCAACCGAUGCUGGGGAGGGCAUGCUAGUACACGGUGUCCGCAGCUCCCGUGUUGUGCCUGUGUCGGGGGCCUGCUCCACGGGUAAAUGCAUCACACCAGUGAAGCGUGGGUGUUUUGUGCUGAGUUGCUGAACUGCAGCUGCUUGUGUCUUCUGAAAUACCUGCAUCUUGCACUCAAUCACUACAACAUUCAGUUUGGUUUGCAUGACUCUUUUCCUCAAUGAGUGAGCAAAUACUGGUGUGUUUCCAGGACACAAGUGUAUUUUUAAAAUCAUCUUUUUCCUCAAAACAUUUAUGUACAAAUGAAAUAAAUGGAAGCCAGGAUGAUUCUUUCUCU
Arvicanthis niloticus (Nile rat) is the source of this 3133-nucleotide messenger RNA. RefSeq names its product adenylate kinase 5 (gene Ak5). Gene Ontology annotation, biological process: ATP metabolic process. Gene Ontology annotation, cellular component: cytoplasm. The record is from RefSeq and is a predicted model, not a curated record. Gene Ontology annotation, molecular function: AMP kinase activity; ATP binding. Lineage: Eukaryota; Metazoa; Chordata; Mammalia; Rodentia; Muridae.